Cydia strobilella is the source of this 1830-nucleotide messenger RNA. RefSeq lists its product as uncharacterized. The coding region runs from base 182 to 1594 and encodes 470 amino acids. The transcript has 14 exons. NCBI's taxonomy places the organism in Eukaryota, Metazoa, Arthropoda, Insecta, Lepidoptera, Tortricidae. The record is from RefSeq and is a predicted model, not a curated record.
CCGCCCGAACUUGGUGUUUCAUUUACAUCUUUAACAUGGCGCAGCCGAAAUAAAAGAAUCUACAUUGAAAAUUGUUUGAAGAUAUUGUGUUUUACGGUCCACGUAGUUAACUGUGUGUAUACGUGCUGUAGAAGAUUCGAUUUGGUGACAAUUAGUGGAAGUAAUUUUGUGAACUUUGAUCAUGGACUCGAUAUUGCCACCGCCGCCGCCAUUUUCGUUCGUUAAUAGUUUAGAAAAUGUUACGACGGGAAAUUUAUCAAAAGAGUGGGAAAAAUGGAAGAACGCAUUUCUCAUUUAUUAUGACGCGUGUGAGCUGUCGAAAAAAGACUCGAAAGUACAAUUAAGCAUCCUUUUACAUAUCGUCGGCGAGCAGUGCCGAGAAGUGUACGAGCAAUUUGAUAAAUCGUCGAUAACGAAAUCAUCGGAGUUACUGGAUAAGUUUGACUCAUUUUUCCUGCCUAAAAAGAAUCUUACUAUUGAACGGCACAGAUUUUUUACUCGCGAUCAAAAGGAAGGCGAGUCUAUCGAACAAUAUUCGUUCGAGUUAAAAAAAUUGGCGAGUUCGUGUGAAUUUAAAGACCUAAUGGAGACUUUAAUUCGGGAUAGACUUAUUUGUGGAAUAAAGGACCACGCGAUUCGGGAAAGACUACUACGGGAACCAGAUUUAACUUUGAAAAAAUCAUUAGAUAUUUGCAAUGUUGCGCAAAUUUCGAAGGUACAGGCCGGAGCCAUCAAAAAAGAAUCUGUGGAGCAUCAUGCCUAUGCGGUACAAAGAGAUUAUUUUGGGCAUCACGGAGUACUGCGGGAAGACAGUAGUGAAAUUAGUGAUGUAAAUCGGGUAAUGUGGGUAUCCCGGCGAGGAGCGCCCGCGCAUCGAGGAGCAGCGCGCGGGUGGCCCCGCGGUCGUAGGCAGCCAUCGCGCCCCCGUGCGCCGCCCGCUCACCCGCCCGCGCCGCCAGUGCAGCGCUGGAAUCUACCGAUGCAACGAAAUCAACUGACGUACGAACACGGUCGUAGUAGUGAGCGUAGUGCAUGGUGUUCAAUGUGUGGUUAUGAACAUGGGAACUCCAGAUGUCCUGCUGCAGGAAAGAGGUGUUUGAACUGCAACCGAUUUGAUCACUUUUCUCGGAUGUGCAAAAUUUACGAGAUUCAAGCGGAUGACUCAACCGAUCAGAUUCUUCUUCUCGCCGCCAUUGCCAUGGCUUCUGCGCAGGCUGUUAACGUUGUGGAUAGCGUCAAUAACCCAGGUCCUGGGCAAGUUAAUGUUGUGGAACAACCGGGUGAUGCAGUCAAAACAGUUGGACAAACAAGUCAAGUCGUUGAUUCCGGCUUCUACCUACCGUCUAGUGGUGACAACGUUGUAAUCGCUAACCCGGAUCCAGCCUACUACGUGGGCAGUGCCAACACCGGUGCUGACCUGUCUCCUCCUUCGACUAUUAUCCAGAAUCCAGAUCCAGGCUUUUACCUCCCGGGUAAUGAUGCGGUACAGACACCAUCAAUAGAUUCCGCUAUCGUGGACCCGGCUUUCUACAGACCUUCGAUCAAUUUAAGGCCCUUGAAAUACCCCAACCCAGCAGCCCGCACUGGAAAAUAAAGCAACGCGGUUUCAAAAGAAUAUCUAUACAAUACAUUGUUAAAUCCCAUGGAUCGUGCAAAACGGCAAACAAAUUGAAUUUAUAAUUUUUUACUUUCGUACCAUGUUCUAUGUAAUAGUAAUGUUUAAAAUCAAAUAAACGCAUAUUAUUAUUUCUAACUGAAGUAUUACUUUCUACAGUAAUACAAUAUUCUGUAUUUGCAAUAUAAUUUUUAUGUACUUAAUUAAAAUUCUGA